Molecule: messenger RNA, 2138 nt
Organism: Glossina fuscipes
Lineage: Eukaryota; Metazoa; Arthropoda; Insecta; Diptera; Glossinidae
Product: gamma-glutamylcyclotransferase-like
Exons: 4
Coding region: 425-988 (187 amino acids)
Molecular function (GO): gamma-glutamylcyclotransferase activity
Source: RefSeq, a predicted model, not a curated record
GAAGUUUUGUGUCUUAAAUUUUAAGCACAUUCCAAAAUAUUACCAACCAAUGGUGAAAAUCUGUUAUUCUAUAAAUUCAUUUUACUUUUAUGAAUAAUGUAAAUUCAUAACAUGCGUCUGGUAAAAGCUAAUAUAAUUUGAAUGUAAAAAAGAAAAAAGGACGAGUGCGUAAAAACGAAAUUCAUUUAAUAGGAAUUUGUUUUGCCGUAACAGUUUGAGAAGAAAAAGCUUUUCAUAUACAAUAAGCAGCGGUAUACUAAUUUUCAUCUCAUCUGUCAGAGUCGACGUAGUCAAGUAUUCAUGUUUGAAAUCAUAUGAUUUUUAUCGAGGCGACGACGCUGAAUAAAUUAUUGCAGAGUUCAUCUCUCUGCAAAGUUUUUCCGACCGUUGGACUAAAUGCUACACUUCAGUGAGGCCUUUUAAUAUGGCAUCAAAAUUUUAUUAUUUUGGCUUUGGUAGCAAUAUGCUGUCCAAACGUAUACACAUACAAAAUCCGGGCGCUGAUCGGGUCGGUCCUGGAAAACUGCAGGAUUACCGUUUAGACUUUUACAACAAUUCUGAAAAAUGGAAUGGAGCCCCGGCGACGAUAGUGCCAUCAAAAGGCGAUCACGUAUUCGGUGCCAUAUGGGAAAUUGAUUCCUGUCAUUUGGAAGAUUUGGAUAACCAAGAGUCGGUAGAUAGGGGAGUUUAUACACCUAUUACACUGCCCGUUAUGUGCAUUACUUUGCAAAAGUAUAUACAAUGUCGAGCUUAUCACUUAUGCCAACAACCUCAGACGGAUAUAAAAUGUAUACCGGAGCAAAAAAUCCCUUCAGAUCGAUUACCUUCAGAGACGUAUUUGAAAACAUUGGUGAAAGGUGCUUUAGAAACUGGCAUACCCGACGAGUAUGUAAACUUUCUAAGAGCGAUAAAACACAAUCGCAAUGUAGUGAAAACUUUGGAAACUAUUUUAGAAUUACAAGACGUUAAAUUAGUACAUACAUCUUAAGGCAAAUUAAGAAAUUAUGCAAAUAAUUUAAAUUUUUUUUUUUUAUUUUAAAAUUUAAAAGCCAAAAACAAAUUGAUUCUGCUCAUAAUUUGUACAAUAUAUUCUCUAAUAGUCCGAUAUGAAUUACAAAGAACAAUAUAGUUGAUAUAUAACUCUUUGGUAAUAUACUUACAGUAAAAUUAAAUUAAAAUUAUUAACAGAUGCUUAGAAGCUUGUACAUUACGCCCGCUAGUUAUGUUAUGGAAAGUAGUUAAUUGUCAAAUAUUAGAAAUAUGAAUGGUUUCCGAUGUUAGGGAUCGAAACUGAAAAGUUCCUCUCUUGCACUUUCAUACACACCGAGAAUACUUCCAUGUGUAGAUUGAUUUAAAGAAGAAGGCAACAAAGGAGGCAAAGUGGAAUUUCAAUUAACUUGCCGGUAUAGAUAUAUAUAUAAAUAUAUAUAUAUUUAUAAAGUUUAUAUUCAACGAUGUUCCCUUAAAUUUUAUAUUAUUCCAUUCCAUGUACAUCAUACAUACGCAUGAUAAUCAAUGAUGUCGAAAGCAGAUUAUUUCUAUUGUUACCUUGCCAUCUCUUAAACUCUUCAGUUACGAAUCACAAUCAAUCGAUCUGUCGCAAAUUACAACGGGUUAUCUAAUUUUUAAUUGCGAUACUGUAAUAGCUGUACAAACAAAACUGUUCGUACUGCUUUUUCAACUGUAUUUAAAACAUACUUGUUACAAAGUUUAAUAAUCGUCUUUUACCAUUUAUUGGGCUGGUUAUGGACGCCCUCGCGGUGGAAACUUGCGGGCUUACAGGCGAAAUAGAUAUCGAUACAUUUUCGCAGAUUCUCAACUUCGUCGAAACGUCGACUUGCUAAACAUGAUUGUAUUACCUUGAAUAAGCGGUAAUCAGAAUGGGUCACAUCCGCAGAAUAUCGUGGAGUGCGAUACAAUUUCCUAGUCAUCCCGGUUUGCUUUUGUUGGAGACGUACGGACAUACGGCAAAAUUUUUUGUUCGAAAUCUCGCAAAUUACUUCUACUAUCUGUUUUGUAGUUUACUGCAUUUUGAUUCAAAGUCGACUUAAUUCUUUUCGUACUUUUAGCUGCAUUUUUUUGCACAUCAAUCCAGUUAAAAAUACAGAAAAUUGCAGUUUCAUAAAUGAUAUCCACCU